This is a messenger RNA of Bactrocera oleae (olive fruit fly), 5055 nucleotides long. The record is from RefSeq and is a predicted model, not a curated record. NCBI's taxonomy places the organism in Eukaryota, Metazoa, Arthropoda, Insecta, Diptera, Tephritidae.
CUAGGAAUACUGGUGAAAUUGAUUUUGUACUUGAUAUAGUCUAAACCAACAGUUCAACAGCGAACACCGUGAUGUAGGGUUAGAUAGUGAAUGAAACCGGGCGAAUAUACCAUAAGCCCAGUGAACAGAUGCUUCUCUACAAGUUAAGAGCAAUGAUUUCUCUUAUUUGAAUUUCACAAUUUAAUAGUGAUGCUGUGAGUGAGUGAUAUUUAAAUCAACAUUUGUUCGUAUGAAAGUACAAAAGUAUGAAAGUAUGAAAGUACUACAUAUUUACUUAAUUUGACGUAGAAACUGUGAAUUAUGGGCUGGCUACGUCAGGUGUCUACUAGGUUUAGACGAAUGUAUGGACGUAUGCAUUUUGUGAGCACCAGAAUUUUAUGUAGACGGAAUAACAGCCUUUUUAUUAUCUAAUAUUUGCAUUUCUCAAUAAAACGUGGUGCGAUGCUCAGAGAUGAAACGUACUUACAUAUAGACAUAUAUUCGAACAGAUAUUCUAGUUUUAGAAGAAUAUUUUAAUAAAUAUUUUAUAAUGACACCUUUGGUAAGAUUUUACUUGUAUUGCUCUUCUAAUUUGUGGUGAGUAUUUGGAUAUACUUCUGUAAAAGUAAGCUCUUGCACUUUUAAGCGAUUGAGAGGUUUAUGCAGGCAUCUUACACGAGCCAGUGAAAUCAUUUGUGUUUAAAUCUCAAUGUCUAGGUGCGGCUAGAACUGAUUACUUUGCUUUUAAAAGACUUGCUUAUUAAAACUUGUUAAAAUUAUGAAUUCGUAGAAUCUAGAUACAAGAUACACAUUGUACAUAUAAAACAAUUUAGAAUGCCGGAGAACUUAAAGUGCUUGACGGAUUAAAAACUGGACUCGUUCCGAUUAUGUAAUAUCGACCUUAGUGGAAACGAAUGAAAAACACUGUUCUCUGGCUAGUGCUUUUAAACGGUACAUAUAUGUAGUUAUGAAAAAAUCAGUUGCACGAAGUUUCAGAAUAAAUGUACUUAUAUCGUUCGUUCUCAAAGAAUCUAACGAGAUCAUCCAACAACUGAGGUAAUAAAACACGUCGUCCACUGGCUCUUAGACUAUAAUUACCUUCAUUUAUAUGAGAUCGUGAACUUACAGCCAACAAUAUACGCUUUGAUUGUGUUACUUAGGCCUCAAAGAUCGCCAAAAACGAUGUAACAUAGCUGUACCAUGGUGAUUAAGUAACAGAACUACUUACAUAUGCGUCCACGACACUAUGAUAUUUUAGGAAUGCAGUAAGAUCAAAUUAACGAUCGGUUAGCGGAAGACUGAGCGGAGCAUGAUACAUAAGUAUGCAUGGACAUAUAUACAACACAAAAAUAAAAAUAUAUACAUACUUAUUUACGUGUAUAAUUAAAAGCAUGAUUAACGCAGAUAUACGCUUGAAAAACACGUUUUGAGCACAAAAAAUGAUGUGACGUGAAAACCGAUCAGCCGACAUUUGAAAAUCAACAACCGAACAAACGAGAGAGCGGCACUUUAAACAUAUACUUAUGUAUGUGCCUUGAAAAGUAGACAAUACAUAAUUAUACAUAUAGUGUGUGUAUGUAUCAAUAUAUGGAAGUCAAACUGGUGCGACAACCAAACAAUAAUCUUAGAGUUCCGCUCUUGACUCUUGACGUUUAGCCGUUGCAAUACCACACACGCUCUUCGUCGCCAUCGUAUUAGCUUGCCGAGCGCUAGCCGCUCUCAAACCGAUCGAGUGUUGAGUUUUGCAGCGAUGGUAAAAUUAAAUACAAAUUGUUAAUAAGAAAAUAGUCGAAAUAUUACAGUCGCGAAUGUGUGAUCGUUGCAACGUGAAUUUCCAAUGAAAAUUUAGCUUAAAAAAAAAAGUUUAUCAAAAGAAAUAGCGUCUAAUCGAACUCGACCUGGAGGGCUGCCAUGCGAGGCAGUGCUUGUAUUUGAAAUAAAGCAGUGGGAAAAUACGUCUGUGUUGCGCAGCUAAACGCAUUUUACAUGUACAGUGGUGGCGAACGUGUACGCAAAGUGACAAAGCAAAAAUAUAAGUAUGCAAAAUUGUGGUAUUCUUCCGCAAGUAAGAAAGUGAGAAAAUAAUUAAAAUACAUAAAAAAAUAUAUAUAUAUGUAUAUAUGUAGAUCUAUGCACACAUACAUAUACAUACAUAUAUAGUGAAGAAUGUGCAUUCUAGUAAAAAAAUAAUAUACAAUAUAAAAUGAAAAUUAGUGUAUAUAAAUAAAUAUGACUGUGAACGUGUGUGUGACAGAGUGUCGAAAACUUAAAGGAAACAGACAAUAGGUAUAUGAAGAAGAGCAACAAAGCGAAAAUUUUUAAAACGCAUUCGAGAUACGCGUGAUAAGAAACAAGACAGUUGUGUAAAUACAUAUACAUACAUACAUACAAACUUAUGCGGUAAUUUUUCGCGUAUUACCGUUGUAUCGUAUAUAACGCGUAUGAAAGUUUAACUGUCUCCAAGUAGAUUCACAUUUAACUAAGCAUCAGUGAUUAUAUCCAGGAAGUGCUUCCUCAAAGAUGUCUUCUUUAUACUGUCGCUACAUUUGGCGACUCAGUGUUAUUGCGCUGGGCGCACUAUGCAUCACCAGCGGCGUUUAUCUCUUCGCACACUGGAUUGAUAUAUUCACGCGCUUGCGUGGUAAGGAAAUGGCUUUGAGUUCCAAAUCACCCGCGUAUCAAGGUUGGAAAGUUUCACCAUUACCACUUAAUUUUGAUGUAUAUCUAUUCAAUUGGACAAAUCCGGAAGACUUUUACGUUGGGUCCGGCAAGAAACCACGUUUUGUGGAGUUGGGUCCAUAUCGGUUUCGAGAAAAACCAGAUAAGGUAGAUAUUGUUUGGCAUGAGCACAACAACACUGUAUCAUUUCGCAAAUAUGCUGCAUUCUAUUUCGAUGAAGCGAAUAGUAAAGGAAAACUCACUGAUCGCGUAACCUCAGUCAAUACAGUGGCGCAUGGUGCCGCUUUACAAGCCAUUAAUGGUACAGGCUUUCAAAAGGGUAUAUUAAGAAAUGUUUUGAAAAUGUAUAGAGAAGGUUUGUCAAUUACAAAAACUGCCAAUGAGUGGAUAUUUGCGGGUUACAGUGAUCCAUUAGUUACAAUGGGUAGUAUUAUAUCUAAAUUUGCUGCUGAUAUUGUGGUGCCAUUCGAUCGAGUAGGCUGGUUGUAUACGCGCAACGACAGUUCAGUAUAUGACGGUCACUUCAAUAUACAUACCGGCGCAGAUGAUCUUCGAAAAAUGGGACAAAUUUACGAAUGGAAUCACAAAACACAAACUGGCAUUUAUGAAGGUGAAUGUGGUCGUGUUAGAGGCUCCAUGGGAGAAUUCUUCCCACCAAAUCUUAUACCGACAGACUCGGUAGAAAUAUUUUUGCAGAACCUAUGCCGCGCGGUGCCUUUGGAUUACAUUGAGACGGUGAAAAUUCACGGGAUCACCGCGUUUAAAUAUGCCGCUACCGAACGGGCGUUUGACAAUGGUACACUCUAUCCAGAAAUGAAAUGUUUUUGCGUAAAUGGAAAAUGUGAAAAAGCUGGCGUAAUGAAUUUGGGACCAUGCCAAUACAACUCGCCUACAUACACGUCAUUUCCACACUUCUACAAAGCCGAUCCUAGUUAUUUAGAAGCCAUCGAGGGGCUGUCACCGGAUCCCUCAAAGCAUGAGUUCUUCAUGACGCUGGAACCGAAUGGUGGUGUGCCCAUGGACGUGGGCGGUGGUUUCCAGGCGAACUAUCUCAUGUCGCCCGUACCCGGAAUAGCUCCAUUCGACAAAAUUCCACGUACAUUUAUACCGCUCAUGUGGGCCGAAGAGCGCGUACGAGUUACACCGGAGAUCGCCAGCCAAAUCGGUUUGGUGCCACUAAUCGUGACACUGGGUCAAGUGGUGACCGGCAUUAUGUUCGCCAUCGGCACACUGUUCAUUUGUUGGUAUCCAACAAAAUAUAUGUCACAACUCUGUCGUGAUCCGAAGAGUAAAAACGCGCUACUCAAUCCAAUUGUUAAUAGCACAACCCGAUCGAUAGCGCUAACGCCGCAAAGAAAGCUACAUAGAGGAGGUGUAUCGCUGUUGGGCUACAACCAAAGCCGUGAAGUCUUACAGAAUGAUGUGCUGUUAAGCAAAAGCUUACUGUGACCCGCAACACCGCGUUGUGAUGUGAUAAGUAGAUAGUAGCUAUUAUGUUUGUUAGUAGAAACCGUAUGCAGUAGUUUUUUUGUUAUCUUUUCAAAUGCGCCUUAGUGUGCGCCUGCCAUUGUUGAAUGCAACUAGGAGACAAAGCAAGUAAAGCUAAAGUUUCUAAUAAUGCAAUUCCACUUAAUUAUAUAUACAUAUAUGUAAAUAAUGAAAUACAACCUCAUAUACAGUAGUUAAAGUAAUUUCUAGCAUAUACGCGUUAUUCAUAUGUAAAAUUUAUAUAACAUAAUUUUUUCAUUUGUCACAUUGUCAUUGUCAUCACCGCAAUGGCGUCCAUGUAUACAAAUGACAUUUGUAUAAUAAAAUAAUUAUAAACAAAUUACAAACAAUAAAAAAAUGCAGCGCAAAAUGACAAUUUAGUGCAUGAAGCCCCGAGACAUAUGUACAAAUUCAUACGUCUAUUGUAUUGUUAUUAUAAGUAAUUUUGCAUUUGUUCAAAAACCUUUACGUCAUACCUACACUGUUAAUUUAUACGAAAAAAAAAAUUUAUUGGCAUUAAAAAUUAAAAUAGUUUAUUAAAGACUUUUCAUGCGCCCCAAUCUUCUAAGUAUCAUGUCUUCAUACAAUAAAUACAUACAUACAAACAUAUUCACACAUAAGUGAAAUAGUCACUCUCUUCUCUAGUUUGUAAGACUCAAAAUCAAAAAGUAUUUUCCAUCGAACUGAAAUUGUGUGUCCUUUUUUGAAAUUAAAAAACAAAAAAUAGAUUAAAUUAUAUUUAAGUACAAAGCUGGCCUUUUUCAUUAUUUUCCCGUAUACCGUUAACGUGAAACAAAAUGGAACAGCAAAACGUGAUAAGGUGAAAGCUUAGAAACCAAAAGAUGAAAUUAAUUAAUGUAAUAAAAUACUUAUUACUUGAAUAAAAUGUAAAACGAAAAUUCAAAUAUU